Molecule: messenger RNA, 2319 nt
Organism: Aethina tumida (small hive beetle)
Lineage: Eukaryota; Metazoa; Arthropoda; Insecta; Coleoptera; Nitidulidae
Gene: Hydr2
Product: abhydrolase domain-containing protein 2
Exons: 6
Coding region: 350-1549 (399 amino acids)
Biological process (GO): medium-chain fatty acid catabolic process; acylglycerol catabolic process; medium-chain fatty acid biosynthetic process
Cellular component (GO): sperm flagellum; sperm plasma membrane
Molecular function (GO): acetylesterase activity; monoacylglycerol lipase activity
Source: RefSeq, a predicted model, not a curated record
CAAGCGCGUCCAUUUCAAGUUCACAAGACCUGCGCCGGUGAAACUCAAUCAGCUGAUGGUUGGGCUAGGCCCUUCAGUGUCAAGUUUAGUCAAAUUUGCAAGUGCUCAAACAUCGGGUAAAAAACUGUUAAAUAAAAUAACGAAAUAAGUAACAAAGCGAAACUCAAAACGGGAGACGUUGCGGACGAACGGCGUGCGUUCGUUGGAUGGUCGCGAGUGUUCGUCGAAAAAGGCGGCGAGCACAAUCCGUGAAUUGUUGAAUGCCAUUGACAGCUAUCGCUGGCAGCGGCAGUUUCUGAGAGAGCGAAUCUGCGUCCUGUUAUCGGUUGUGAGCAGUCUCGGCGGCACGAUGUCGACGGCAUUGUUAGCUGUUUUCGCUGUUAUUUUAUGCAUCUUAUUCCGAAUACUGAAUGUGAACAGCCAGCCACAGAAACCAUCCAUAUUAUGCGCCGACAACAAGUUUUUGGAUAACAUAUUAAAAAUCUCGCCGCUCCUCGAUGAACCGUACAUGCCAACCAGAUUGUGGGGAUUUAGUGGCCACGUUCAAACGAUUUUACACAGCGUUAUCGGAAGAGUUAGAUGUCCUUGGCCAAUUGGCGAGAGGGUGAUGCUUAACCUUAAGGAUGGCACCACCCUUACAUACGACCUCUAUCAACCUUUGGACACGAAUUUUCCCGAUGACAUCAGCAUUGCAAUUUGUCCUGGAAUUGGCAACACAUCCGAGAGCGUGUACAUCCGUACGUUUGUUCACUGGGCCCAAUGCCACGGCUACCGAUGUGCAGUUCUAAAUCACGUGGGUGCCCUCAAAAGCGUUCCGGUAACUGCCCCCAGAAUUUUCAGCUAUGGGAACACGAACGAUUUCGAAGAGUUGUUACAGAACAUUAUAGCCAGAUACCCAAGCACAAAAAUUAUUUGUGUUGGUUUUAGUUUGGGUGGCAACUUGGUAACAAAAUAUUUAGGCGAAAUGGAUAGAAACCGACCUCAACAUAUUAUCGGUGGAAUAUCAGUUUGCCAAGGCUACAACGCUAUAGAUGGUACAAAAUUACUGCUAAACUGGCAGAAUUUCCGCAGAUUCUACUUAUACAUUAUGACCGAGAACAUGAAGGGUAUCAUCUUACGCCACAGAAAUGUACUACUCUCCGAAGAAGUCAAGAAACGUCAUGGUUUAAGUGAACAUGAAAUAAUAGCCGCCGCAACUUUACCAGAACUAGAUGAAGCUUACACCAGGAAAGUACAUGGAUUCAGUUCAAUCAGUGAAUUGUACACGUGGAGCUCCAGCAUCAACUACCUUAACAACAUUCAACUACCUAUGAUUUUCAUCAACUCUAAGGAUGAUCCAAUUGUGCCAGAACCUCUACUCGAUCCUGUUAAGAAUUUGGCAGCAACUAAGAACAACUUUAUGUAUGUGGAGGUUGCCCAUGGUGGUCAUCUGGGCUUUUACGAAGGAGGAUUGAUUAAUCCAAAUCCAGUGACCUGGUUGGAUCGAGCCCUUGUAGCUCUAGUCGGUAGUUUGGUGUUGAACCACGACGAUAGCAUAAUUAAAGCUUAAUUAAUGCCGCCGACAUAAACACAACGACCCAUUUAGCUUUCUAUCUAUGUAUGUUUACAUGUGUAAAGUUCACUAUGAUGAGCUAGUCGUUUUGUCAGUAUUAGUGGAUCAAUGUGUGGUUUACAGAUAAAAAUCUUGUGUGUGAGAUCUAGAAUAGUCAUUCCUGUUUGUAAACGUGCCACAGUUGCACGCUAUAUAUUCCUGUACUAAAAUUGCAUUUAAUUUUGUAUGUACUUCAUAUAACCAGUUAGGCAUUUGUACUUGAAUACAUGUGAUAAACACGGUAUAAAGCGCUCAUGUUGACAAUGUGAAGCUCAAGUUUCAAAGUUCGAUUUCCAACAGCUUGACUAACAGAGCUCAAAAUUAAAUUUUAUGUAUCUACUUAUGUGCUGUAUAGUUGUGUGUUAACUACAAAUUUUUUUUGUAGGAUUGAUCGCAAAUCAAAACAAAAUCGUCGGGUGUAUGUUGCACUAGUCCCACCUGAUUUAUUGUGAUAUUUAUUCAUAUUUCAAUCAGGAGGAUGACAAUAUACCGCUUACAAUGAUUCCUGGCCCAAAAAAAUUUAAGAUCCCUAUUUACUGACGUGUAUAUUGUCUUCUCUGAAGAACAAAAUUUAUUUACAAUAUGAAGAUUAUUUUUAUACAGAACUUAUACAUUUCGUUGUUUUAAAAAUUUAAUUUAUAAUAUAUAUUUAUGAAAGAUCAUAGCUUUAGAUGAAUGUUUUUAUUGUAUAUGAUUUGAAUGAAUAAAAUUAUAUUAACAGUAUUAAA